CAAAAAUAUGGUACGGCCUCAGGCGAAGAGGGAGCGGAGCGGCGACGGCGGCGGGCGCUACAAGGGCGUCCGCAUGCGCAAGUGGGGGAAGUGGGUCGCGGAGGUUCGCCAGCCGAACAGCCGCGACCGCAUAUGGCUCGGCUCCUACGCCACCGCCGAGGAGGCCGCCAGGGCCUACGACGCCGCUGCCUUCUGCCUCCGCGGCCCCUCCGCCGCCCUCAACUUCCCCCACAACCCGCCCGAUAUUCUGGCGGCGGAGGAGCUCUCGCCGUCGCAGAUUCAGGUGGCGGCGUCGAGGCAUGCGCGGAGGCCGUCAGCAGCCUCCGCAGAGAUGGAGGCGAAGGAGCCGGUGGUGGAGAAUCUAUUCUUCGGGGAUGCCGCGGAGUUGGGAGGUGGUGGUUCGGCUUUUGGGGACGGGUUCUUGGCGGCGGAGGGGGAGAGAGGCGGCGGCAGUGGUGGGAGUGGUGGGAGUGUGUUUUUUGAUACGGCGAGGAUGUGGAGCUUUUAGUAGCUUUAAUUUGAUUUGUAGGAUAGAUUUUUGGUGUAGAGUUUUUGUUGAGGAAAUUAUCACACGGCCAGCUUUGGCUCUAGUCCAUGUCUCUAUGUUCAAACUUCUUUUCCUUUAUUUUUUUAAAUAUAAUUUAAUGAAAAUGGAAGUUAGAUCUGA
Salvia splendens (bonfire salvia) is the source of this 667-nucleotide messenger RNA. Its product is annotated as ethylene-responsive transcription factor ERF016. Bases 8 to 508 code for a protein of 166 amino acids. The transcript has a single exon. The record is from RefSeq and is a predicted model, not a curated record. Gene Ontology annotation, biological process: regulation of DNA-templated transcription. Gene Ontology annotation, molecular function: DNA binding; DNA-binding transcription factor activity. Lineage: Eukaryota; Viridiplantae; Streptophyta; Magnoliopsida; Lamiales; Lamiaceae.